This is a messenger RNA of Puma concolor (puma), 1860 nucleotides long. Lineage: Eukaryota; Metazoa; Chordata; Mammalia; Carnivora; Felidae. The record is from RefSeq and is a predicted model, not a curated record.
AUGGCCGAACCCCUGAAGGAGGAAGAAGGCGAGGACGGCUCUGGGGAGCCGCCCGGGCCGGUGAAGGCGGAACCCACCAACACCGCUGCCUGUGUAGCGGCCAAGAACCUGGCCCUGCUGAAAGCGCGCUCCUUCGAUGUGACCUUUGACGUGGGGGACGAGUACGAGAUCAUUGAGACCAUAGGCAACGGGGCCUAUGGGGUGGUGUCCUCAGCGCGCCGACGUCUCACCGGCCAGCAGGUGGCCAUUAAGAAGAUCCCUAAUGCUUUUGACGUGGUUACCAAUGCCAAGCGGACCCUCAGGGAGCUGAAGAUCCUCAAACACUUCAAGCACGACAACAUCAUCGCCAUCAAGGACAUCUUGAGGCCCACGGUGCCCUACGGGGAGUUCAAAUCUGUCUACGUGGUCCUGGACCUGAUGGAGAGCGACCUGCACCAGAUCAUCCAUUCUUCCCAGCCACUCACUCUGGAGCACGUGCGCUACUUCCUGUACCAGCUGCUUCGGGGCCUCAAGUACAUGCACUCGGCCCAGGUCAUCCACCGCGACCUCAAGCCCUCCAACCUGUUGGUGAAUGAGAAUUGUGAGCUCAAGAUCGGUGACUUCGGCAUGGCCCGCGGCCUGUGCACCUCGCCGGCUGAGCACCAGUACUUUAUGACUGAGUAUGUGGCCACGCGCUGGUACCGUGCUCCUGAGCUCAUGCUCUCACUGCACGAGUACACACAGGCCAUCGACCUGUGGUCUGUGGGCUGCAUCUUUGGUGAGAUGCUGGCCCGGCGCCAGCUCUUCCCAGGCAAAAAUUAUGUGCACCAACUGCAGUUGAUCAUGAUGGUGCUGGGUACUCCAUCGCCGGCCGUGAUUCAGGCCGUCGGGGCUGAGAGGGUGCGGGCCUAUAUCCAGAGCCUGCCGCCACGUCAGCCCGUGCCCUGGGAGACAGUGUACCCAGGCGCUGACCGCCAGGCCCUCUCACUGUUGGGGCGCAUGCUGCGUUUUGAGCCCAGCGCCCGCAUCUCCGCAGCUGCUGCCCUUCGCCACCCCUUCCUGGCCAAGUACCACGAUCCUGAUGAUGAGCCCGACUGUGCCCCGCCUUUUGAUUUCGCCUUUGACCGUGAAGCCCUCACCCGGGAGCGCAUUAAAGAGGCCAUCGUGGCUGAGAUUGAGGACUUCCACGCGCGACGCGAGGGCAUCCGCCAGCAGAUCCGCUUCCAGCCUUCCCUGCAGCCUGUGGCCAGUGAGCCUGGCUGCCCCGACGUUGAGAUGCCCAGCCCCUGGGCUCCCAGCGGGGACUGUGCCAUGGAGUCCCCUCCGCCAGCCCCGCCGCCGUGUCCUGGCCCUGCACCUGACACUAUCGAUCUGACCCUGCAGCCACCCCUGCCCGCCAGUGAACCAGCCCCUCCGAAGAAAGAGGGCGCCAUCUCAGACAACACCAAGGCGGCCCUCAAAGCUGCCCUGCUCAAGUCCUUGCGGAGCCGACUCCGAGAUGGCCCCAGUGCUCCUCUGGAAGCUCCUGAGCCUCGGAAGCCGGUGACAGCCCAGGAGCGCCAGCGGGAGCGGGAGGAGAAGCGGCGGAGGCGGCAGGAGCGAGCCAAGGAGCGGGAGAAGCGGCGGCAGGAGCGGGAACGCAAGGAGCGGGGGGCCGGGGCCUCUGGGGGUCCCUCCACUGAUCCCCUGGCUGGGCUGGUGCUCAGUGACAAUGAUCGCAGCCUGUUGGAGCGCUGGACUCGCAUGGCCCGGCCCCCAGCCCCCACACCGGCCCCGGCCCACGCCCCAGUCCCGGCCCCCACCCCAGCCCAGCCCACCAAGGUGGCUGGAGCUCCAGCCAUCGUGCCCGGCAACAGGGCAAACGGCAGGAAGACGGAGUAG